GGAUUUCAAUAUUGAAGCUUUAGGGUUCAUCCAAGAUCUGGUUUUGAUCAACACUCAAUUGUAGCACAUCUAAGGGUAACCUGAAGAGAACUCAAAGAGUAGCAACAGUAAUGACGAAUGGAAGCCAAUCCACAGAGAACUCAGAUUUUAGUUCAAAUAACAUCACAGAAACAUUGAGGUAUGCAGUUGUGACUGGAGCAAACAAGGGUAUUGGGUUUGAGACGGUUAGGCAGCUCGCAGCUUCGGGUGUGAYAGUCUUGUUGACAGCCCGAAAUGAGAAGMGGGGUACGGAGGCUGUGUCUUUGCUCCACGGACUUGGCUUAUCGAAUGUGCUGUACCAUCAGCUGGAUGUACAAGACCCUCAGAGCAUAGAAGCUUUGGCCAAUUUCAUACAAACCCAAUUUGGAAGACUUGAUAUCUUGGUGAAUAAUGCUGGAGUCUCUGGAGUGCUGGUUGAUGAAGAUGGUCUAAGGGCUCUAAAUAUAGAUCCAGCAUCUUGGCUCUCAGGCAGGGCCAUGAACAUUGUUCAAGGGGUGAUUAAAACCACAUACGACAAGGCAAAAGAAUGCCUCGACACAAAUUACUACGGUGUGAAGAACGUAAUACGGGCACUCCUUCCACUYCUACAGCGUUCCACUUMUGGUGCUAGGAUCGUAAAUGUCUCUUCCCUCCAAGGUGAAUUAUGGAGGAUUCCAAAUGAACAAGUAAGAAAGGAACUUGGAGAUGUAGAGUAUUUGAGCGAAAAGAAGAUAGACGGGUUUGUUGAGAAGUUUUUAGAAGAUUUAAGUAACGAUGAACUUGAAGCUAACGGAUGGUCAAAGAUGCUACCAGCUUAUAGUGUGUCGAAGGCCAUGCUCAAUGCCUAUACUAGAGUUCUUGCAAAGACAUACCCAGAUAUGUGUAUCAACUGCGUACACCCUGGAUACGUUGACACCGACUCGAAUUGGCACACAGGUACAAUGAUGUUGGAAGAGGGAGCACAAGGCUCAGUUAUGCUGGCUCUUUUACCUCCAGGAGGUCCCUCGGGCUGCUAUUUUGAUCGAACACAAGUUGGCGAAUUUUGAUCCUGAUUUCCUUUGGAGGAACUCAGUUGUUAUAACUUCAACUUGUAAGCUAUCAUUAGGGAGCCCUCAAGUAUUUGUUUAUGUUGUUUGAGUAACUGCUUUUGUUGACUAUCAUUAUUUGUUUGACGAUCUAUUUGUUGUUCCUAUUAGUUGUGGCAUGUUCCUGAAUAAUCAAUAAAUUUUCCCUA
This is a messenger RNA of Cynara cardunculus var. scolymus (artichoke), 1252 nucleotides long. RefSeq names its product short-chain dehydrogenase/reductase 2b-like. Gene Ontology annotation, molecular function: oxidoreductase activity, acting on the CH-OH group of donors, NAD or NADP as acceptor. Lineage: Eukaryota; Viridiplantae; Streptophyta; Magnoliopsida; Asterales; Asteraceae. The record is from RefSeq and is a predicted model, not a curated record. Gene Ontology annotation, cellular component: membrane. The transcript is spliced from 6 exons. The coding region runs from base 111 to 1064 and encodes 317 amino acids.